Molecule: messenger RNA, 3383 nt
Organism: Gambusia affinis (western mosquitofish)
Lineage: Eukaryota; Metazoa; Chordata; Actinopteri; Cyprinodontiformes; Poeciliidae
Product: uridine-cytidine kinase-like 1
Exons: 15
Coding region: 56-1699 (547 amino acids)
Cellular component (GO): cytoplasm
Molecular function (GO): ATP binding; kinase activity
Source: RefSeq, a predicted model, not a curated record
UUGUGUCUUCUGACGUCAUCACGCACCCAGUGUUUGGUUUCCGCGCCGAGCCGUUAUGGCAGCAGCGAUUAUCCUCGACAGUAAGCCGGGCGAGCAGCCGACAGAUGGGGGAGAGGACUCGGAUAGGUCGAUGUUGAGGACCGACAGCGGGAGCGGAGAAGAUUCCAUGGACGGUCUCUCCAACCGGGUCCCCUGCUGUCCUCUGACCCCGUCGCUGUCACCACGUAAACGGACCACGAGCCAGUCCAAGACAGAGCCUCCGCUGCUGAGGACCAACAAACGGACCAUCUACACUGCCGGCAGACCACCGUGGUACAAUGUCACCGGGACCACCUUCAAAGAGGCCUUCGUCAUCGGUCUGUGUGGAGGAAGUGCCUCAGGAAAAACCACAGUGGCCAAUAAGAUCAUCGAAGCUCUGGAUGUUCCCUGGGUGGUUCUGCUUUCCAUGGACUCCUUCUACAAGGUGUUGAAUAAAGAAGAGCAGGAGCUCGCUGCUAAAAACGAGUACAACUUCGAUCACCCCGACGCCUUCGACUUCGAGCUGCUCAUCACCGUCCUCAGGAAGCUGAAGAAGGGGAAAAGCAUCAAAGUGCCAGUGUACGACUUCACCAGUCACAGCCGGCGCAAAGAAUGGAAAACAGUUUAUGGAGCCAAUGUGGUUAUCUUUGAGGGCAUCCUGGCCUUUGCCAACAAGGAGCUACUGAAGCUGCUGGACAUGAAGGUGUUUGUGGACACGGACUCGGACAUCCGGCUGAUCCGCAGGCUGAAGAGAGACGUCUCUCAGCGCGGGCGCGACAUCAACGGCAUCAUCAAGCAGUACAACAAGUUUGUGAAGCCGGCCUUCGAGCAGUACAUCGAGCCAACGGUGCAGGUCGCAGACAUCGUGGUGCCCAGAGGUGGAGAAAACUUUGUAGCUCUGGAUCUGAUUGUUCAGCAUGUCCACAGUCAGCUGGAGAAGAGGAAGCUUCGCUGGGAUAUAUCGGCUCUGGCGUCGGCCCAUCAGGGUCAGCCUUUACCCAAAACCCUGAGCGUGAUGGAGAGCACGCCUCAGGUCCGCGGGAUGCACACCAUCAUCAGGAACAAGGAGACCAACAGAGACGAGUUUAUCUUCUACUCCAAGAGAUUAAUGAGGCUGCUGAUAGAACAUGCCCUCUCCUUCCUGCCUCUCAAGCCCGUUUCCGUGGAGACGCCUCAGGGCACCGUCUACGAGGGAAAGAGGCUGAGCGGUCAAAGAAUCACUGGGGUUUCUAUCCUGCGGGCCGGGGAGACGAUGGAGCAGGCUCUGACGGCCGUCUGCAAAGACAUCCGGCUGGGGAAGAUCCUCAUCCAGACCAACCACGACACCGGGGAGCCGGAGCUUCACUACCUCCGGCUGCCGAAGGAGAUCAGCGAGGAUUACGUGAUCCUGAUGGACAGCACCGUCUCCACCGGAGCCGCUGCUCUCAUGGCAGUCAGAGUUCUGCUGGACCACGAUGUGGCCGAGGAUAAGAUCUUCCUGCUCUCCCUGCUCAUGGCGGAGAUGGGCGUCCACUCAGUGGCCUACGCUUUCCCUAAGGUCCGCAUCAUCACCACCGCUGUGGACAAAGAGGUCAACGACCAGUUCCACAUCAUUCCAGGAAUCGGUAACUUUGGGGAUCGUUACUUUGGUACCGACGCUCCGUCUGAUGUCUGUGAAAGUGAUGAAGGAAUGGACUUCUGAGGACAGACUGUUACAGGACCACUUCGCUGUGAACGCAUCUGAAUAAUAAAUUUCUACUUUAUCUGCUUGACUUCUCCCACCAAGACGCUCUGAUCUGGUUCUUGUUGGAUCCCACAGAGCGGGCUUUAUGUGACGGCAAACUUGUAAGAUUAGGGAAAUGUUUGUUAAAGGGACCAGAGGUAAAAGUUCACUCUGAAUCAUUUCCCACAAUCCAGGACAUUUCACUAAAACACACAACUCAAUUCCUUUUACUGUCGGUAAUUUCUCUUAUGAUGCUUUAAAGUUCCUUUUAUGGAUCAUUAAUUUCACUGCUAAAACACAAAAUCCUACCAAGUAUUUUUGGUCUAAUUUCUCACAUAAAUAAAGUUCAAAUAAGACUAAACUUACUUAUAAGUAACUUUUCAGCAAGAAAUUGGAGUUUAUUUUACAUAAAUAAUCCCUUAAUAUUGAUGAAAAAGUCUUAGUUCUACUGGCAGGUUUUUUCACUUGUAACAUGGGAAAAAUGUCUUGUUAUAAGUGAAAUAAUCUGAUGUUGUGUUUUCACAGUGUUUCUGAAGAGCCUUAUAAUGGGUAAACAUGUUACUGGAUUUUUGCACAGUUCGAAGCCAGAUAUUGUAAAUAAAUUAAUUUAAUUUAAAUCCAGCGGAGAUCAAAUAGAUCUGGGCUCAGUUUUGAUUGGAUGUUGAUCUAUGUUUUUGCACUAAGAUGUUGCAUGAAAUUCAGGCAACGUUUUCAUCUCUGAUGAUCAUCGUCCCACACAUUUAUGUCCAACUUUAAGAUAUUAGUGCAUCACUAACAGAGUGAAGAUUUCUGGAAGAAUUUGGGGAGAUUACAUUUUGAUUUUCUACAAAGUAAAUGUUCUUAUCUCAGGCAACUUUCACCAAAAGGGACAGCAAUCAUAACCACUUGAAGACGAUUAACUGAUGAGUGAAUGAAGAGGUCAAAUAUAAACUUUUUUGCCUAAAUAUGUUUUGUUUAUUAUUAUUUUGCGCCGCAAAGUUUAAUAUUUCUUAGUUAAAAUGUUUAUCUAAAAGAAUUUUAUUGUUUUUUAACAAUGCAGCAGGUUUUGUUAAUCCUCUAUAUUGAGCGCCAUUUUGUGUUUGUAUGAGAUUUGGUCAAAUAUAAUUUGUCAGGCUCAGGUCGUGCAUGUAAACUGGCCCUUAAAGGGACCCGUCCUUGCUGCUGUUUAGCCAAGUUUUACAUGGUUAUUUAUUUAUCUUGUUUACAGGUAAUUACAUUCAUCAUAUCACACAUCUUUGACUUGUAUGAAUCAGUUUUUCAGAAAUAUAUGCAAUACAAGUCAACUUAAAAGUUUGCUCAUUCAGCAUUUCUACUGUCAAAGUUUUAAAAUUGAAUAUUUUCUCAGUUGUGCUGAGCUCCAUGUCAGUUUUUUUUAAUUUGUGUCACCAUGUUCAUAGAAAACAGUAAUAUACAUUUAUUUGAAGCAUCUAAAAUCAAAUACAACUGACUUGAAAUAACUUUCAGCUGUUACUUGUACGAACUAUCAAUACCUCAUACUAUAAUUUUACUGACAAACACUGCUGCCAGUAUUCAUCUGAGGCAACAUAAUAAAUUUAUGUACUUUGUGCCAUUUUGUUUUCUAAACAGUUGUCAUAAUGGGUAUUGAUUCUGUUUCUGUAAGUGUGUCUUUGCUUAAAGAGAAUAAAUAAAAACUUAAAAAUGA